AGUAACAAAAUCCGUGAUACCAUUAGCAUAUGAAUAGGACACUCCCCUAACCCAUUACCCACGUCUUCUGAAAAAAAGGAUCAACAAUAAUAAUGAAAAGGAAAGGAAAAGGAAGAAACAACCCAACUCUUGUAAAUAUUGAACCAUUGUGUUUGGCAAGAGCAAAACCAACUUGUUCAAAGAAAAUGAAGAUGGAGAAGGUAAGUUUUCAUAGUAUUCGAACGUGGAAAAAUUCCAGCUCUCUCCUAAGGUAUUCACAAAUCAAUGGCUUUGCCAUGUCCCUGCAACAAAAGGUGAGAGUGAGAUUCCCCAAGUUGCUUGAUGUCAAGAACCCCACGCAAAAGACUGAAAAGGGUGGCCCCAAGGGCAAAAACAAAAUGAUCAAAUGGGCCAAACCUGCACAACUUCUGCCAAAGGAAAUUGGUUCCAUUUUCAGUAAUGGUUCCCGCAACAAGAAACCACUUCAAAACUCCAAAAAUGACAUAAACGAUAAUGCUGACGCUUUGAAUGACUGCACAGAAGAAGAACGAGAUGCGCUUAUUGUCUCCAGGAAAAAAGGCAGCAAGUUUAAGUCUUUGUUGGAAGAUUCAGUAGAGGGAUUAACGUUGAGUAGAUCAUGUUCAUUCAAGAAGAUAAUGAGAAUCAUAGAUACAAAGGGAAAGCAAAUGAAGAAGAAAGAUGAAGCAACCUCAGAAACGUCAACUGGCACAAGAAAGCAACCGCGGAUUUUGUUCCGAAAUCUUUCAGGGCUCAAGUUCAGGUUCAGGACGAGGGUUAGAUUUCGCUUCAACAAUGGGAAGACCAACAAAGCAGAUACUGGAACAGACUUUGAAGGUGCUGACUACGUUGCUGUUAAAAAUGCCGAGACGGGGAAAAUGUCGAAAACCAUUAGCUGGGCAUCAAUCAGGAGGCCUACUGGUUACUGCAUCAUUAGAAGCAUGAAAUCCAUACACAAAAGAAUGAUGAAACAGGGGAGAGAAUGCAAACAUGAAGAUGGGGACGAACAAGAGAAAGUUGAACUGGAAUUAUGCAAGAAAAGGAUACUCAUGGGAGACAAAUGUCGACCGCUCAGUGCAUCCGGCAGCCUUCAUUACGAUCAGAAUGGCAUUCUGUUACCAGAAGUUCUUCCAUAUCAAGAGUUAUAAGCAUGUUAAAGUUGAUUUUGUGAGGCUCAUUUCUGCACAUUUUAGAUUUUUAGGUAGGGUAAACUCUUUCAUCUAUCAGUAAGAAUUUCGGCUGAACAGCAACUUUGUACACUGUACAUUUGUGAAGUUAAGACCUUAUUGUAAUUGUCUACCCGCUUCUUUGAUAUUCAUGUGCAUGCUUUUUGAGACUGUAGCAGUUAACCCAUAAAUCGGCAUCCUUGGACCUGGGCAAGCAGACCAUUCAAAUCUUCUUCCUCAAGUUAUCAUGAAUGUAGGAGUGAACCGUAAAUAUGCAGUUCUCAGAUCAUUAACAGAACUCAAAUGAUAUUAAUUUGUUGGGACUUUGUAGCAUCAGCUAAUAAUACUAGAGGAACUACGGGACAAAGCUGCAGCUGCAGCUUCCAAUAGUAGAUUAGUACACCAAAAAGGAGCAAAAGAGAAAAAGUAAAGGUGCUA
Messenger RNA from Nicotiana tabacum (common tobacco), 1601 nucleotides. RefSeq lists its product as uncharacterized. The record is from RefSeq and is a predicted model, not a curated record. Lineage: Eukaryota; Viridiplantae; Streptophyta; Magnoliopsida; Solanales; Solanaceae.